Molecule: messenger RNA, 2904 nt
Organism: Perca flavescens (yellow perch)
Lineage: Eukaryota; Metazoa; Chordata; Actinopteri; Perciformes; Percidae
Product: ice nucleation protein-like
Exons: 3
Coding region: 1-2904 (967 amino acids)
Source: RefSeq, a predicted model, not a curated record
AUGUUACCUACUGGUCCCGGCAGUAAUCUGACUACUGGUCCCAGCAGUAAUCUGAUUACUGGUCCCAGCAGUAAUCUGACUACUGGUCCCAGCAGUAAUCUGAUUACUGGUCCCAGCAGUAAUCUCAAUACAGGUCUCAGUGGUAAUCUGACUACUGGUCCCAGCAGUAAUCUGAUUACUGGUCCCAGCAGUAACCUGAUUACUGGUCCCAGCAGUAAUCUGACUACUGGUCCCAGCAGUAAUCUCACUACAGGUCCCAGCAGUAACCUGAUUACUGGUCCCAGCAGUAACCUGAUUACUGGUCCCAGCAGUAAUCUGACUACUGGUCCCAGCAGUAAUCUGACUACUGGUCCCAUCAGUAAUCAGACUACUGGUCCCAUCAGUAACCUGAUUACUGGUCCCAGCAGUAACCUGAUUACUGGUCCCAUCAGUAAUCAGACUACUGGUCCCAUCAGUAAUCAGACUAUUGGUCCCAUCAGUAACCUGAUUACUGGUCCCAUCAGUAAUCAGACUACUGGUCCCAUCAGUAACCUGAUUACUGGUCCCAGCAGUAACCUGAUUACUGGUCCCAGCAGUAAUCAGACUACUUAUCCCAGCAGUAAUCAGACUACUGGUCCCAGCAGUAAACUGAUUACUGGUCCUCCCAGCAGUAAUCUGACUACUGGUCCCAGCUGUAACCUGAUUACUGGUCUCAGCAGUAACCUGAUUACUGGUCCUCCCAGCAGUAAUCUGAUUACUGGUCCUCCCAGCAGUAAUCAGACUACUGGUCCCAGCAGUAAACUGAUUACUGGUCCCAGCAGUAAUCUGACUACUGGUCCCAGCAGUAAACUGAUUACUGGUCCCAGCAGUAAUCUGAUUACUGGUCCCAGCAGUAACCUGAUUACUGGUCUCAGCAGUAACCUGAUUACUGGUCCCAGCAGUAACCUGAUUACUUGUCCCAGCAGUAAUCUGACUACUGUUUCCAGCUGUAAUCUGAUUACUGGUCCUCCCAGCAGUAAUCUGACUACUGGUCCGAGCUGUAAUCUGAUUACUGGUCUCAGUAGUAACCUGAUUACUGGUCCCAGCAGUAAUCUGAUUACUGGUCCCAGCAGUAAUCUGAUUACUGGUCCCAGCAGUAAUCAGACUACUGGUCCCAGCAGUAAUCUGAUUACUGGUCCCAGCAGUAAUCUGACUACUGGUCCCAGCAGUAAUCUGAUUACUGGUCCCAGCAGUAAUCUCAAUACAGGUCUCAGUGGUAAUCUGACUACUGGUCCCAGCAGUAAUCUGAUUACUGGUCCCAGCAGUAACCUGAUUACUGGUCCCAGCAGUAAUCUGACUACUGGUCCCAGCAGUAAUCUCACUACAGGUCCCAGCAGUAACCUGAUUACUGGUCCCAGCAGUAACCUGAUUACUGGUCCCAGCAGUAAUCUGACUACUGGUCCCAGCAGUAAUCUGACUACUGGUCCCAUCAGUAAUCAGACUACUGGUCCCAUCAGUAACCUGAUUACUGGUCCCAGCAGUAACCUUAUUACUGGUCCCAUCAGUAAUCAGACUACUGGUCCCAUCAGUAAUCAGACUAUUGGUCCCAUCAGUAACCUGAUUACUGGUCCCAUCAGUAAUCAGACUACUGGUCCCAUCAGUAACCUGAUUACUGGUCCCAGCAGUAACCUGAUUACUGGUCCCAGCAGUAAUCAGACUACUUAUCCCAGCAGUAAUCAGACUACUGGUCCCAGCAGUAAACUGAUUACUGGUCCUCCCAGCAGUAAUCUGACUACUGGUCCCAGCUGUAACCUGAUUACUGGUCUCAGCAGUAACCUGAUUACUGGUCCUCCCAGCAGUAAUCUGAUUACUGGUCCUCCCAGCAGUAAUCAGACUACUGGUCCCAGCAGUAAACUGAUUACUGGUCCCAGCAGUAAUCUGACUACUGGUCCCAGCAGUAAACUGAUUACUGGUCCCAGCAGUAAUCUGAUUACUGGUCCCAGCAGUAACCUGAUUACUGGUCUCAGCAGUAACCUGAUUACUGGUCCCAGCAGUAACCUGAUUACUUGUCCCAGCAGUAAUCUGACUACUGUUUCCAGCUGUAAUCUGAUUACUGGUCCUCCCAGCAGUAAUCUGACUACUGGUCCGAGCUGUAAUCUGAUUACUGGUCUCAGUAGUAACCUGAUUACUGGUCCCAGCAGUAAUCUGAUUACUGGUCCCAGCAGUAAUCAGACUACUGGUCCCAGCAGUAAUCAGACUACUGGUCCCAUCAGUAAUCUGACUACUGGUCCGAGCAGUAAUCUGAUUACUGGUCCCAGCAGUAAUCUGACUACUGGUCCCAUCAGUAAUCAGACUACUGGUCCCAUCAGUAAUCAGACUACUGGUCCCAGCAGUAAUCUGAAUACUGGUCCCAGCAGUAAUCUGAUUACUGGUCCCAGCAGUAAUCUGACUACUGGUCCCAUCAGUAAUCAGACUACUGGUCCCAGCAGUAAUCUGAAUACUGGUCCCAGCAGUAAUCUGACUACUGGUCCCAUCAGUAAUCAGACUACUGGUCCCAGCAGUAAUCUGACUACUGGUCCCAUCAGUAAUCUGACUACUGGUGCCAGCAGUAACCUGAUUACUGGUCCCAGCAGUAAUCUGAUUACUGGUGCCAGCAGUAACCUGAUUACUGGUCCCAGCAGUAAUCUGAUUACUGGUGCCAGCAGUAACCUGAUUACUGGUCCCAGCAGUAAUCUGACUACUGCCUCACCGUUAACGAGGUGUCCCGGGACACAGUGCACCCCGGGACGCAGCGCACCCCGGGACGCAGCGCACCCCCGGGACGCAGCGCACCCCCGGGACGCAGCGCACCCCCGGGACGGCACGCCGAAAUACUCAUCUGGUUGUUAUGGUUACACACGGGAAGGUGUUGCUGAACACAGAGCUGUCAGGAUGAACUGCCCGUGA